GAGAAACUUGCGAUGUCUUCGAGACACCGAUUGGAUUUAGAUGGCAGCGGACGCGGAGACAGAAGAAGAUCUCCUAACCGCAGAUCCCGAUCCCGCUCCCGAUCGCCACACAGACGCUCCUCCCCCGACCGGAAAAGACAGAUUGGGGCAGUUGGAAAUAUGAAGAUCCAAAUCAAUCCAUACAACAACCAGCCAUUUAGUAACCGAUAUUGGGCAAUUUGGGAGAAAAGAAGUCAAUUGCCAGUAUGGGAAUAUAAGGAAAAGUUUAUGGAGCUGCUCCGGAACAACCAGUGCAUCACUCUUGUCGGAGAAACGGGAUCCGGAAAGACCACGCAAAUCCCACAGUGGGCCGUCGAGUUCAUGAAGCAGCAGCAACAAGGACAACCACCCGGUCAAGCGAGAUUGGUGGCUUGCACACAGCCUAGACGGGUCGCUGCGAUGAGCGUUGCGACAAGAGUUGCUGAGGAAAUGGACGUAGUUUUGGGACAAGAAGUGGGAUACAGUAUUCGUUUCGAAGACUGCAUCAGCGAACGAACUGUUCUCAAAUACUGUACAGACGGUAUGUUGCUGCGAGAAGCAAUGAACAGCCCGCUCCUCGAUAAGUACAAAGUCCUUAUUCUCGACGAGGCUCACGAAAGAACACUCGCCACAGAUAUUCUUAUGGGACUGAUCAAGGAAAUCGUGAGAAAUCGAGCUGAUAUCAAGGUCGUAAUCAUGUCCGCUACAUUGGAUGCAGGAAAGUUUCAAAGAUAUUUCGAGGAUUGCCCGUUGCUCAGUGUUCCCGGAAGAACAUUCCCUGUUGAGAUCUUCUUCACUCCAAAUGCGGAGAAAGAUUAUCUAGAAGCCGCGAUCAGAACUGUAAUCCAAAUUCAUAUGGUCGAGGAGGUUGAAGGUGACAUUUUACUGUUCCUCACUGGUCAAGAAGAGAUCGAAGAAGCUUGCAAAAGAAUAGAUCGUGAGAUUCAAGCCUUGGGAGCAGAUGCUGGAGCACUCAGCUGCAUUCCGUUGUACUCUACACUUCCCCCAGCAGCACAGCAGAGAAUCUUCGAACCAGCACCACCAAAUCGACCGAAUGGAGCAAUCAGCAGAAAGUGUGUCAUCUCUACAAAUAUCGCUGAGACAUCAUUGACUAUUGAUGGCGUUGUCUUUGUUAUCGAUCCUGGAUUCUCGAAGCAAAAAGUGUACAAUCCAAGAAUUCGUGUCGAGUCGCUGCUUGUUUGUCCCAUUUCGAAAGCUUCUGCUAUGCAAAGAGCUGGACGCGCCGGAAGAACAAAGCCAGGAAAAUGUUUCCGGCUUUACACCGAAACGGCUUACGGAUCAGAAAUGCAAGAUCAAACAUAUCCUGAAAUUCUUCGGUCGAAUCUCGGAUCUGUUGUGCUGCAGCUCAAGAAGCUCGGAACCGAAGAUCUUGUGCACUUCGAUUUCAUGGAUCCUCCCGCACCAGAGACAUUGAUGAGAGCGCUGGAACUGUUAAACUAUCUUCAGGCGAUCAACGACGAUGGAGAGCUCACUGAACUAGGAAGUCUGAUGGCUGAGUUCCCGCUUGAUCCUCAGCUCGCAAAGAUGCUUAUCACAUCCACUGAACUCAAUUGCUCAAAUGAAAUUUUGUCGAUCACAGCAAUGCUCUCGGUUCCGCAGUGCUGGGUUCGUCCCAAUGAAAUGAGAACAGAAGCCGAUGAGGCGAAGGCUCGGUUUGCACAUAUUGAUGGAGAUCAUCUCACACUUCUCAAUGUCUAUCAUUCGUUCAAGCAGAAUCAAGAAGAUCCGCAGUGGUGUUACGAUAACUUCAUCAACUACAGAACUAUGAAAACUGCCGACACAGUCCGCACACAAUUGUCGCGUGUUAUGGACAAGUACAAUCUUCGACGUGUCUCAACAGACUUCAAAUCUCGAGACUAUUAUCUCAACAUCAGGAAAGCUCUUGUAGCUGGAUUUUUCAUGCAAGUCGCUCAUCUGGAACGAAGUGGACACUACGUGACGGUGAAAGAUAAUCAGCUCGUCAACCUUCAUCCAUCCACAGUUCUCGAUCAUAAGCCGGAGUGGGCACUCUACAAUGAGUUCGUGUUAACCACAAAGAACUUCAUCAGAACUGUAACUGAUGUGCGCCCUGAAUGGCUACUUCAAAUCGCCCCUCAAUACUAUGAUCUCGACAACUUCCCAGAUGGAGACACGAAACGGAAGCUGACUACUGUGAUGCAGACCCUGCAGAGAAACGCUGGCAGAGGCUAUUGAUGCCUCCGAAUCAUCUGAUCUCAUUUCCCCAAACCUCUUUUAUCCCUAUUGCCCCUUGUCAAAUUUUUUGAUUGUUUCUAUUUAUUUUUUGUUUAUUUCUUACCCCUUUCUUUUAAUUCUAUUUUCACUUUUAAAUCAAUCACCAAAUCUAAAAGGAUGAACUAUUCAUUUUAUUUGACAAUUAAUCCGUAAAUUUAGAGAAAACCGUAAAGUUAUGUUAAUUAAAGAAAAGCUCGUCAAAAU
Molecule: messenger RNA, 2475 nt
Organism: Caenorhabditis elegans
Lineage: Eukaryota; Metazoa; Nematoda; Chromadorea; Rhabditida; Rhabditidae
Gene: ddx-15
Product: Pre-mRNA-splicing factor ATP-dependent RNA helicase ddx-15
Exons: 5
Coding region: 13-2232 (739 amino acids)
Cellular component (GO): nucleus
Molecular function (GO): ATP hydrolysis activity; RNA helicase activity; nucleic acid binding
Source: RefSeq, marked reviewed